Molecule: messenger RNA, 4592 nt
Organism: Papilio xuthus (Asian swallowtail)
Lineage: Eukaryota; Metazoa; Arthropoda; Insecta; Lepidoptera; Papilionidae
Product: solute carrier organic anion transporter family member 2A1
Exons: 11
Coding region: 401-2476 (691 amino acids)
Biological process (GO): sodium-independent organic anion transport; transmembrane transport
Cellular component (GO): basolateral plasma membrane
Molecular function (GO): protein binding
Source: RefSeq, a predicted model, not a curated record
UGAAUUUUUGUAAUCAAUUUUAAGUUGUAAUUUGCACUUUUACAAAAUUGUUUUAUUAUAUAUUGUGAUGACUUCUUGUUGUGGUAAUGAAUUGAUAUUUAAUACUGCAUUAAGCGAAGUAGUAUCUAGUAAUUUAGAGUUAAUUGCAAAUUUAGUACAGAACGAGUACGGUGCAUGUGUUAUCCUCGGUGCUGUUGGGCUCGCUAGUGCCGUUUUAGCAGUAUUUACUUUUAGAAAUUGUGCUAAUAUCUCAAUUACGUGCAAGAAACAAUCCCUUUUUAUGAGAAAGUAAAAGUUAUGCAGUUUAUAGUACUCUGCUGAGGCUACCAGAGCGGCGGUCGCUGCGAAAGUCUCGAACGGGCAGGCGGGCGCCACCGACCCCGCCGUCGAAGAAGGCGCUAUGAAAGGAGUCGAGGCGACACCGGAAGAGCAGGAACGGUUAGCGACCGGAAAUAACAAUGGUUCCCUCGUGUGCAAGCUGCCAGAACCGGAGGAGCCGGACUCGUGUGCUGCGUUUCACUCGACGCGCAUAUUCAUGUUGGUGUUCCUCUCGGGAUGGGUGCUGCAGGGAAUGUUUCUCACGUACUUUGUGAGCGUAACGACGACCAUCGAGAAGCUAUUUAAAGUAGAGUCGAAGACAACGGGGACGCUACUGGCCGCUACAGAGAUAGGGCAGAUAUGUACGGCGCUAUUCCUGACGUACCUGGCGGGGCGUGGGCACCGGCCGCGCUGGAUUGCCUGCAUGAUGCUCGUGCUGGCGGUGGGCGUCAUCGGCUGCAUGAUGCCGCACAUGGCCUACGGCACCGAACUGCUUGAGGUGCACCUCGACUCUCACACGGCCGGGGCGGGCCCCGUCUGCGCGCUCGACAAAAACUCCUCUCUCAUCAAAUGUGACGACGCCCAAGUGCAAAGCACCAAAACAAGAUCCUCAAUCACGGCAGUAGUUAUACCGUGGCUAUUCAUCUGUUUGCUCGUGGUGGGUGUGGGACAAACCGGAAUCGCCACCCUGGGCAUUCCUUACGUCGACGAUAACGUGGGGAGCAGACAGUCGCCACUAUACAUGGCGAUCACCAUCGGUAUAAGAGUGAUCGGUCCAGCUCUUGGCUUCAUGCUUGGCGCCCUCUGCACCAGAGUAUACGUGGAUCCUUUGGCAGACCCUGGAUAUGAUAACACUGAUCCACGAUGGGUCGGAGCUUGGUGGCUAGGUAUGGUGGUGAUAGCAGGCUUCGUAGUGAUCCUGUCUAUCCUCAUGUUCUUCUUCCCGCGACAGAUCAAGCAGAGCCCUCAGCCGCUGCCCAGAAAGAAGAGUAAAGAGAAGAGUGAGCCAUUCUUUAAAGAUUUCUUCGCGACGAUAAAGCGUCAGCUUACGAACGACAUCCUGAUGUGGCGCACGGCGAGCUCGGUGCUGCACUUGAUGCCGAUCAGCGGGCUGGUCAGCUUCCUGCCCAAGUACCUCGAGAAACAGUUCCGGCUGCCCACACACGACGCCAACCUUGUCUCGGGUCUGGGUGGUAUCCUGAUAAUGGGUCUGGGCAUCAUAACAUCUGGUGUGGUGAUACUGAAGCUGGUGCCCACAGCGCGUCAGGUCGCCGCCUGGACUGCCGCCUCCGCAGCCAUGUACAGUGCUGGUAUGGUGGUGCUGAUGUUCGUGAGCUGCCCCGAGGAGAGUUUCCGCAUGCUGAGUGAGAGCGGCGUCACCAGCAACCUCUCCUGCAGCGCGAACUGUCACUGUGACGGCGCGCCCUACAGCCCCGUCUGCGGACAGGACUCGUUCACGUACGUGUCGGCGUGCCAGGCGGGCUGCGCGGCCAGCCACCAGCUCGACAACUCCACCUGGCUCUACUACAACUGCUCCUGCAUCGAGGACCAUGACCGAGGGCAGAAGGCUAUGGCCAUUAUCGAGCGGUACGCGAUAUGGAACACAUCGGAGGUGUUGGGUGUGGGGGGUGGUGGCGGGGGCCUGGCGGUGAGCGGGGAGUGCGGGGGACCGUGCGCGCAGCUCUACGUGUUCGUGGCGAUCUUCGCAGCCGCCAUGUUCAUACACGCCACAGGAGAAGUCGGCGCUGUCCUGCUCAUCAUACGAUGUACUGACAAACAUGACAAGGCGAUGGCGAUGGGCGUGAUCCAGUUUGCGAUAGGCGUGUUCGGCAACGUGCCCUGCCCCAUACUGUUCGGUGCCGCGGUGGACGCCGCCUGCAGACUGCGCGACGCAGCCUGCGGCCUGCUCGGCGCAUGCGCAUCAUACGACAACGACAGUCUCAGACAUCUAUAUCUAGGUCUAGCGGCGGGGCUGAUGUUCCUCGCGUUCAUAAUGGACAUGCUGGUGUGGAGCAAGGCGGGCCGCAUCGACAUGAACCCCGCGGAGACGCCCGACGCCGCGCCCCUCGCCAGGCCCCUCGCCCCGCACGAGCCCCACGCGCCCCACGAGCCCCUCGCACCCUACGCACCCCACGCACCCCCCGACACGCAACUCUGACGCACGCACACCUACGAGUCACACUUCUGAACCAUUAUCACCUUAAACUGAAGGUAAUAAGGUCCAUUAUACUUUGCACUAUGUUAAAUGUGUGAAACUGAAUACUAAUAGCAUUUAAGCUGUACUGUAUGAUGCCUGGUUUAUAUUAAGCCAGUACAGUUGGACAGUAGUGCCCAGCGCUGGCAUGCAACCGACAUAAUGAAACCAUUAAUUAUCGCCAGUGACCCAAACAGUUCACGCCGGCCAGCGCUACUGUAUUACUGUACUGGAAUAAUGUAUCGAGGUAUAGUGCUAUUUUAAUUCUGGCCAUACUAUAAGUCUUUUAUAUGGGUUGUCUCUUGCACGGAGAUUUAAAAAUGCAAUCAUGCUGACACUUCUUUUAGCAAAAUUUUACUAAAGUUACGAGACCUUAAGUAUUUGUUAUACGUAUUUACGUAAGAAUUACGUAUAAAAAUACAUAAAUUGCAUUGUGCAAUAUAUAUUAGUUACGCAAUUAUUACAUUUUGACUGUCAGUUUAUAAAAUACUAUAUGCGUAUGAUUUUUAUACAACAUGAAAUAAAUCAAAUCUUUUUCUACAAAUUGAAACAAAUAUUAAACAUGGCCAGUUUUGAUUAAGAGCACUAUUUGAACAAACAAGAAUUGAUAGUAGUUUUUUUUUUAAAUAGUUACUCAAAAAAUAUUUCGUCACAAAAAUAAUAUAAACUCACGACCAUAACCCAGAGGUAUAGGCAGAGACCACGGUUCUAAAUUUCGAGACUUCAAAUAAAUAAAAUUGCAUCUUAUACGGAGAUCCGUAUGUGAUCUUUAUGGUUGAAAUAUUUUUUAAGUAACAUGUUACGAAAAAAAAAAAUAUAUUUUAAAAAUCGAAUGCAAUUUCGAGUAGCACUUUUUUAUUGCAUGUAAAUAAUAAAUGGCUAAUGCCAUAUGCCAAAGUAGUUCUUAUUCAUCACAACAAACAUCACAUAUUUCAAUGCAUAAUAUUUUACUCGUAAUAAUUUUUUGAAAAAUCACCUUAAUUAUAUUUUUUUUUUAAUUUUUUGUGCAUUUUUGACAUCACACGAUUUUAUUGAGUGAUUUUUUAUGCUCAAUAAUAAAGUCAUAAUAAACAAUUUAUAUAAAAAGUGCAUUUUUUAAAGUUUUUUACGAGACAAUGAUCAAAAAUCACAAUAGAUAUAAGGGAUGUUAGAAUUAAAUUAAAAUAAUUCUCUGAUCACAAGUUAUUUUUUAAUUUGUUUUAACGAAUAAUAAACAAACAUAAUAUAGUUAAAAUAAGAAAUGUGCCUAAAUAUUAUAUAUAUCACUUUAUCCCAGGACUGAGUUUAUUAUAAGGCUGGGCGCGCAAUAUAUUGUUUAAAUUUUUUUCUUUCAUUGGAUGUGUUCAGAUCUUUUUUUGCAUUUAAGUAUAAUAAAUCAAUUGUGUUUUUUUAUUUUUUUAUUUAAAUAAACCGGCAGCUUUGUAUGUCACGGAUGUAAUUUGAAUUUCGUCAGCUUGGAAUCGAACUAGAUAUUAUAUAUUAGAAUAAACUGUAUGAAAAUUAGACGUAUUGAUUAAAGUCUGGUUUUCGUUUUGAUAAUUGUAAUUAUUUAUAAAUAUCAUUUAAUUCAAAAAAAUUAUGUCAAAUCAACAAUAUGUAUUUUUACGGUCCGUUUUAAUUUAAUAUUGAACUUAUUAAAGAAACAAAAAUAUUAGUUCGAAUUUAAUAGUUAGAUCCAAAAUUAAUAUGUUGGAAAAUGUUACACCUUAUUUUAAAUGUUUAAUCCACAAUUUUUUUACUUUAUAAUAUUUCUAGUUCGAUUUUAUAUUGUCGAAGUUCCCAAACGUUCUGUGACAUAAGUAAGACAGUACGCAAUAAAACCAAAGUUUCGUACAAUAUAUUGCCAGCUCAGUUAUUUUCGGUUAUUGCGAAUUACAUGGCUAGUGAUUAGAUGUUUAUAUUAGCUUAGAACAACAUUUUUUUUUGUAUCAUUUAAAAUUAAAAUACAAUUGUAAAUAUAUUAAGGUAAUAAAACAAAUAAUCACAUAAUAAUCUAUGUAGGCAUUUUUAUUAGGUAAUUUUUAAUCUGUUGUAUUUUUUAUUUAAUAUACAAUUUCUUUUAAAACUACACUUGAGCUGU